AUGUGCUCCGAUUCCAUGGACUUUUUCUCUGCUGCGAGGGGUGGGGCCGAGGGCCGCAAUCGGAGAGUGGGGGCUGCGAUAGCAGUGGCAGCGGUCGCUGGAUUGUACUUUUACGGCCGCAACGCGUCUCCCAAGAACUCGACCGUCGCCCAAGUGAUGGAGGACGCCAGCCGCGGCGGCACUCGCCCCUCUAGUUCCCGGCAAGAAAAUUCCGCGAUUGCGACGCCGUAUGAAGCCGCGACCGUGAAGAACGCCCCCAAGCAGAACGCUGGGAACGUCGAGGCGCUGAAAGUGAACCCGGGGGGUAACCCCGGGGCCAGGCCGUCGUUGGGCUAGAAAAUUUGAGGAGACUCUGGUGCAUGUAAGACCCAAAUUGGUUUUGCGUCGGACCGUAUGUACACUAGAUUUUUGAGGAUCACUGAGAGUGGCUGCACGUGUAGAACGAGCAGCGAAUGAUGUUUGCAGGAGAAAAGCUCAUGAGGCUCCGGUAGAGGGUUCAGCCUGGGAACCAGCCUACAGGAAUAUUUCAAGUUUUGCGGUAGAUUCUUACUUUGGCCCGUCCUCGUCAAAUUACCAACACUCUGAAUUGAAGGUUCAAAAGUUAAGUUCGCUCAGACUUUCCGGUCGAAGUUCCAUCCACACUUGCUGACGCGGUCACGUGGGUUCUGUUAGUGAGUCGAUUUCAG
Messenger RNA from Klebsormidium nitens, 686 nucleotides. The record is from the annotation of a GenBank genome assembly. Lineage: Eukaryota; Viridiplantae; Streptophyta; Klebsormidiophyceae; Klebsormidiales; Klebsormidiaceae.